CUCAGACUACUUGUAAGCAACGAGACGGAACUGCAGAUGUUUCAGCACCGUUCUUUGACCGAAUAUUGUAAUGCCGGAAGCAGCGGUAGCGAAACCCAGCCUCCACAGUUUCAUGCAUCGAUUGGGAGCUACGCCACCGACGAGUCCAACAUCGACAAAAUGUGUCAGUGGGACUGUAUUUGGAGCACCACACUGAACUCGCCACUCAGGAUCAUGCGUUUCUCUCCAGACGGAGCGUUCUUCGCAACGAACGGAAAAGACGAUAACCUUGUGAAAAUCUGGUACCAGGAAAUCAGUCCAGAGUCUGAUGGGCAACCAAACGUCUCAUAUAACUUUGUCUAUUUGGAUCACCCGAAAGCCGUGAUAGGCAUAGAAUGGCGCCGGCCAGGCAGACAUAUGCCGCGCGGAUUUUUCGUUAACGCACUGAUCACGUGGUGUGAAGACCGCGUCUGUCGUCUAUGGCGAGAAACUGUCGCCAGCAUCGAAUCAGAUUUCUUGAAUUCGUUUCGUUCCACCGAGAAACCCGUCGAUUCCACCUACGUCGACGCUGAGAGCCAAAAGAAAUCACAGUUAAAAACGGCGCGCUUGAAGAUCAGAAAUCGUCUAAAAAAGUUCAGUUUGGGUGCGGAGAAGAUCCUAGCCGAGGCUUUGAAGUCUGACGCGGUAAAUGGCCAACUGAUGAGUCCUGCUAACCAGGAUUCGGUUGAAUCGAAAGACACCGUCUUUCAACCUCCAAGCGAUCCCUCUCACGCCGACUCGAAUUCGACGGGGUCCAUCCGGGAUAACCUUGACGUGAAGAUCGAACUGUUGUUGCGAGAAUGGCAACAAUCAAGUGACGUAUUGUUUGCCGUUCACCCUCUGGACGGUAGCCUUCUCAUAUGGUCGGUCAGCUUUUUGGACAAUGGUAACACAAUGGCACAGACGUGUCUCACCUCUCGUCUGCCGGGCGUAUUCCCGAUGACUGACGCCGCUUCUAUGUGCAGUAAUUUGGCUGUGCUGAACCCCCGAGAUCCGCUUUACGUCGAAGUUCUGCAAAAAGACAUGUAUUCCGCACUUGAUACCGCCGAUCUGAUGCAAAACCACGACAUUUACUACGGUCUGUCUAAUUGCAUCUUUUUGCUAACGACACACAAGAAUGGCACGCUGAACUUAUGGCACAUUAACGUCGAUGGCAAGUCAAAGUUCUGUCAAAUGCUUAGCGUCACCCAUAAGUCUCGGAUGUGCGGUCACAGGUUCAUUGUGAAUUCGGUAGCUUGCAGCCCGGUACUGCCUCUAUUUCUCACUACUAGUCAUCAUAACGUUGGCAACAAAAAGUAUAACCUCAUGCAUACUACCGAGACCCUGGUCGAUUCAGCUCAACACAAUAUUCAGCGGUUCAGCUCAGAGCUGAUCUUAUGGAAGGUGAAUCCAGUGGGACCUCUUCGUAAAGAAGGAGGCGUUGAAGAGCUGGCUCGCAUUAACAGUCUGGAGCUGUCAGCGUUUUCGAGGGUAGCCUGGGUACCCACGGUUUUGCCAAGUUUUUCCUUGGGCAACAACAGUAAUUCGCCAAGUUCUUGCUUCGUUGCAUCCAACGGCAACUGCCUUCGUACAUUCCAGGCUGUUUUGGAUGCCAGAUCAUUGCUAACUGCCGCUAAGCUGAACAGCAUAAAGAGAUUCGAAAUGGAAUCUCCGGAUAGCAACUUUUCCGGCGCCAGUUCAAGAACACCUUCGGCACAUGACGAACCGAUUCCAUUUCAACCGAAUAUCGUUUCUUCACAGUCCACUGCCCAGCCGGGAUGCAUAAUCGAACUGGACGUAAUUUCUGAUUCGACACAGGUAUUUUGA
Molecule: messenger RNA, 1824 nt
Organism: Soboliphyme baturini
Lineage: Eukaryota; Metazoa; Nematoda; Enoplea; Dioctophymatida; Soboliphymatidae
Source: the annotation of a GenBank genome assembly